AUGCUAGUUCCGAAGGAGCUUGACAAGCUCACCGUCGCCAAUCUUGGGUUCCUGGCCCAACGACGCCUAGCCCGCGGUGUUCGAUUGAAUCACGUAGAGGCAUCGGCCUUGAUCUCAUCCGUCCUGCACGAGCUCAUUCGCGAUGGCCACUACUCCGUCGCUGAUUUGAUGUCCAUCGGAAAGACCAUGCUGGGUCGCCGUCAUGUCCUUCCCUCCGUUGUUGCUACCCUCAUUGAGCUCCAGGUCGAAGGAACUUUCCCUUCAGGUACCUACCUAGUUACCGUACACCACCCCAUCAGUAGUGAUGAGGGUGAUCUCGAGCGUGCGCUGUAUGGAAGUUUCCUGCCUGUUCCCGCCGCCGAGGCCUUCCUCGACCCGGAUCCAAGUGACUUCUUGCCGGAGAAGAUGCCAGGUGCCAUGAUUGCUGUUAAGAACGCGCGGGUGCAUCUGAAUGAUGGACGGAAGCGGAUCAAGUUGAAGGUCAUGAGCAAAGGAGAUCGACCAAUUCAGGUUGGAUCGCAUUACCACUUCAUUGAAACGAACCCGCAAUUGCACUUUGAUCGCAUUCGAUCAUAUGGUUUCCGAUUGGAUAUCGCUGCUGGAACUUCCAUUCGGUUCGAGCCCGGUGAUACCAAGACUGUUACUUUGGUAGAGAUUGCUGGCAAAAAGGUUAUUCGAGGAGGUAACUGGUUGGCGAAUGGACCCAUUGAUUUGAGCCGCGCCGAGGAGAUUGUGACAAAGUUGCAGACUGCUGGAUUUGCGCAUGUCCCAGAGCCGAUGGCAGAUAGCGCAUUGAUUACUGGAUUCUCAAUGGAACGAGAAGCCUACUCUCGCAUGUUUGGUCCCACAACUGGCGACCUGGUACGUCUCGGUCUGACCAACUUGUGGGUGCAGGUGGAGAAUGAUUUGACUAGCCACGGUGACGAGUGUACGUUCGGUGGUGGUAAGACCGUUCGUGAUGGCAUGGGUCAGGCAUCUGGUCGCUCGGCCUCCGAGUGUGUUGAUACUGUCAUCACGAAUGCACUUAUCGUCGAUUGGACUGGUAUUUACAAGGCCGAUAUUGGUAUCAAGGAUGGCCUGAUUGCUGGAAUUGGCAAGGCGGGUAACCCCGAUAUGAUGGAUAACGUGCACCCCAAUUUGGUGGUCGGUGCCUCCACCGAUGUGAUCGCCGGUGAGAACAAGAUUAUUACUGCUGGUGGUUUCGAUACGCACAUUCACUUCAUCUGCCCACAACAGGUGGAUGAGGCUUUGGCUUCGGGAAUUACCACUUUCCUGGGUGGUGGUACUGGUCCCAGUACUGGAUCAAACGCCACAACUUGCACACCGGGUCCGAAUCACAUGCGCCAGAUGAUGCAGGCGUGCGACAACCUGCCCAUGAACAUCGGUAUCACGGGCAAGGGUAAUGAUUGUGGACGGAUCAGUCUUGAGGAGCAGAUUAAGGCUGGUGCAGCCGGCCUUAAGCUGCACGAGGAUUGGGGUUCUACCCCUGCCGCCAUCGACAACUGUCUGUCAGUCUGCGAUGACUUCGAUGUGCAGUGCAUGAUCCAUACCGACACUCUGAACGAGUCCGGAUUCGUCGAACAAACGGUGGAGGCCUUCAAGGGUCGUACCAUUCACACAUACCACACCGAGGGUGCCGGUGGCGGUCACGCACCCGAUAUUAUUUGUGUCGUCGAGCACCCCAACGUCCUGCCCAGUAGUACCAACCCGACCCGACCCUUCACCUUGAACACACUCGACGAGCAUCUUGACAUGCUGAUGGUCUGCCACCAUCUGUCAAAGAACAUCCCCGAAGAUGUCGCUUUCGCCGAGAGCCGUAUCCGCGCCGAGACCAUCGCCGCCGAAGAUGUCCUCCACGACCUCGGCGCUAUCAGCAUGAUGUCCUCUGACUCGCAGGCCAUGGGCCGCUGUGGUGAGGUUAUCCUGCGCACAUGGCAUACCGCGCACAAGAACAAGGAACAGCGUGGCCCUCUACCCGAAGACGCCGGUAAUGGCAACGACAACUUCCGUGUCAAGCGCUACAUCAGCAAGUACACCAUUAACCCUGCACUGGCCCAGGGUAUGGCCCAUAUGAUCGGUAGUGUGGAGGUUGGCAAGCUUGCCGAUCUGGUGAUUUGGAACCCGAGCAGAUUCGGUACGAAGCCCUACCAGGUUCUUAAGAGCGGCAUGAUCGCCGUGUCGGAGAUGGGCGAUGCGAACGCUUCAAUCCCGACUAUUGAACCCUUGGUCAUGCGACCCAUGUUUGGUGUCCAUGUGCCUAGCACCUCUGUCAUGUUCGUUUCUCAAGCUUCUAUCGAUGAAGGCAUUGUCCAGACAUACGGUCUUAAGAAACGUAUUGAAGCAGUCAAGGGAUGCAGAACUGUUGGAAAGAAGGAUAUGAAGUUUAAUGACUCCAUGCCCAAGAUGAAGGUUGACCCGGAGAGUUAUACUGUUGAAGCAGACAACAUGCUCUGUGACGCCGAACCUGCGACCGAGCUACCCUUGACACAGGCGUACUACGUCUUCUAG
This is a messenger RNA of Penicillium verhagenii, 2508 nucleotides long. RefSeq names its product urease Ure. Gene Ontology annotation, molecular function: nickel cation binding; urease activity. Gene Ontology annotation, cellular component: urease complex. Gene Ontology annotation, biological process: urea catabolic process. The transcript is spliced from 6 exons. Lineage: Eukaryota; Fungi; Ascomycota; Eurotiomycetes; Eurotiales; Aspergillaceae. The record is from RefSeq and is a predicted model, not a curated record. Bases 1 to 2508 code for a protein of 835 amino acids.